Messenger RNA from Oppia nitens, 645 nucleotides. RefSeq names its product segmentation protein even-skipped-like. Gene Ontology annotation, molecular function: RNA polymerase II cis-regulatory region sequence-specific DNA binding; DNA-binding transcription factor activity, RNA polymerase II-specific. Bases 1 to 645 code for a protein of 214 amino acids. The transcript is spliced from 2 exons. Gene Ontology annotation, cellular component: nucleus. The record is from RefSeq and is a predicted model, not a curated record. NCBI's taxonomy places the organism in Eukaryota, Metazoa, Arthropoda, Arachnida, Sarcoptiformes, Oppiidae. Gene Ontology annotation, biological process: regulation of transcription by RNA polymerase II.
AUGAACAGUAUGAAUAACAUACAGCAAACUAAUGCUAACAAUAUCAACAACCAAGACAUGGCUGCCAUCCGAAGAUAUCGGACAGCCUUUACUAAGGAACAGUUGACACAAUUGGAAAAAGAGUUUCAUCGGGAAAACUAUGUGUCGCGACCGCGAAGGUGUGAGUUGGCCGCAUCCCUAAGCCUUCCUGAGAGUACUAUUAAGGUUUGGUUUCAAAAUAGACGUAUGAAAGAUAAGCGACAACGUAUGGCACUUACCUGGCCGUACACAGACCCGCACUUUGCCGCCUAUAUGUUUGCCGCAGCGGCCACUGCAGCCGCCUACGGACAUCAGCCGACCGCUGCCUACUGGAACCGAAAUGGCGCCGCAUAUCCAAACUCAUCCUAUAUGAUGAUGAGGCCGCCAGUGUCAUCGGCACCGGUAACACCGAAUCAGUUCAUACCGUCACCCGGGAGUCUGUCGCGAACUAUAGAUUCAAUAUCAAAGACAGAUGACUGUUGCAAUUCAAACGUCUGUCGCGGAUGUAAUUCACCCACAAAUGUAAUACUUAACACCUCAUUACCGAUGACCAGGACUACUACAUCGCCGGACAUACCGAUGUCGAAGCCGCUCUUUCAGCCCUAUAAGUCUGAUCUGCAAAAGUAA